Messenger RNA from Manacus vitellinus (golden-collared manakin), 3640 nucleotides. It is a transcript of the gene FGD4, whose product is annotated as FYVE, RhoGEF and PH domain containing 4. The record is from RefSeq and is a predicted model, not a curated record. Gene Ontology annotation, cellular component: cytoplasm. Lineage: Eukaryota; Metazoa; Chordata; Aves; Passeriformes; Pipridae. Gene Ontology annotation, molecular function: guanyl-nucleotide exchange factor activity; zinc ion binding. The transcript is spliced from 17 exons. Bases 543 to 2825 code for a protein of 760 amino acids. Gene Ontology annotation, biological process: cytoskeleton organization; filopodium assembly.
GGAGGCUGGAGCACAAAGAGCGCUUGUUGCCCCAGUCCCCGGGAGUCUCCCAGUGCUACCACUAGCUGGGGAGGACUGGUUACCAUGGAGGCUGCCAUCUGUUCGCUCCCUGCUGGAAUGUGAUUAUCCUCGCUGGGUUGGGAACCAGCAAAAGCAAGGGAGCGUGUGCUGUCGGCAAUUAUCUGCAAUGGAGUGCGUUAAUGGAAGGCUGGAAUUAGCUAGCUGGAGGAGCACAUAAAAGGAUUUUAUCAAAACUAUUAAUGAUUUCUAGCCAAGAGGAGUAAGCUUUUCUGCAAGGCAGCAGCAUCUGUCCAAAGUCCUUAAUAUUGUCUAGAACUUGUACAGCGAGUGCCACAACCAGACUAGUUGAGCAGAAUGUACGCAAUGAAGCGGCUCAGGGAAUAAAUGGAAGCGUGCCAGUCAAACAAUCCCCACGUUCAGCUUCAAAUCCAAAGCCACAAGUGCCUCCAAAGCCAGUUCAUCUGCAGAAGGCAACGUACCAAACCCCCAGGCAUAAAGCUUUAGCAAAUCACAAACCAAGGAUGGAGGAAGAGGCGCCCGCUGCUGUUUCCAGUGUUGCAAGGGAGAAGUCCAGUAAAGUGUCAGAUCUCAUCCAUCGUUUUGAGGGAGGCAGCUCGUUGAAUCCUAGUGAUUUGAAGAAAGAUUCCUCUGUUCUCCACCUUACUAAAUCUCAAGGAAGAUAUGGGUCAACACCAUCACCUCAGCCCAAACUCCCCUCCCAGCACUCACUACAAAAACAGGGAAACAACAAUACUGACAAAACUCAGGUUGCACAGCUACACACAGCCAACGGAGUAGUAGCACAAGACCAGCCAGAGGAUGAGGACAGGAGAUUAUCAGAUCGUGGCUCUGAUGUGUCCACUCCAGUUCCAGAUGAUGUCAUUGACAGCAGCUUGAUAAAUGGGGAAGGAGAAAGUACUUGCAGGGAGUCAUUACAAAGUAUGACUACCUGUGAAGAACAGAUGCUUAACAGCUACUACAGAACUCCAAGUAGUGAUACACUGCUCCCAUCUGAAAAUGAAACUCCAGAAAUUAAUAGUAAUGUGAAGGAAGAACCAGCUGAGGAAAUCAGUAAACAAGAUCAACCUGUAGAAACAAAGGAGACAGAUGAACAGAAACGUCACAAAAUUGCCAGUGAGCUUCUGCAAACAGAAAAAGCCUACGUUAGCCGACUUGACCUCCUAGAUGGGGUAUUCUAUUCCAGACUCCUUGAGGAAGCCAACAGAGGUUCGUUUCCACCUGAAGUGAUUAAUAAAAUAUUUUCUAAUAUUUCGUCAAUAAAUGCCUUCCACAGUAAAUUCUUACUUCCAGAACUUGAAAAAAGAAUGCAAGAAUGGACUACCACCCCUAGAAUUGGAGAUAUUCUGCAAAAGUUAGCUCCUUUCCUCAAGAUGUAUGGAGAGUAUGUGAAGAAUUUUGAUAACGCAAUGGAAUUGGUGAAAACGUGGACUGAACGGUCACCUCAAUUCAAAUUCAUUAUUCAAGACAUUCAGAAGGAAAAAGUGUGUGGAAAUUUGACAUUGCAACAUCACAUGCUAGAACCAGUACAACGCAUUCCACGCUACGAGAUGCUUCUAAAGGACUACCUAAGGAAAUUGCCUCAGGAUUCUCUAGACUGGAAAGAUGCUGAAAAAUCCCUGGAAAUUAUAUCCACUGCAGCAAGUCACUCGAAUAGUGCAAUUAGAAAGAUGGAGAAUCUAAAGAAGUUGCUAGAGAUAUAUGAGAUGCUGGGAGAAGAGGAAGACAUUGUGAACCCUUCAAAUGAACUGAUAAAAGAAGGCCAGAUCCUUAAACUCGCUGCUCGCAAUACGUCUGCUCAAGAACGGUAUCUCUUCCUAUUUAACAAUAUGUUGCUCUACUGCGUUCCCAAAUUCAGCCUGGUAGGAUCAAAGUUCUCAGUUCGAACCAGAGUUGGCAUAGAUGGUAUGAAAAUUAUAGAAACUCACAAUGAAGAAUAUCCACAUACUUUUCAAGUGUCUGGAAAAGAACGAACACUGGAGUUGCAGGCCAGUUCUGAACAAGAUAAAGAAGAAUGGAUAAAGGCACUUCAGAGUACUAUUGAAGUUUUUCAGCAGAGGAAUGAAACUUUCAGAAAUGCUAUUGCUAAAGAAUAUGAAGACAUGCCUGUUGAGGUUUCUAACGCCGAGCUUGGGAAGAGAGCACCGAGGUGGAUACGGGACAACGAAGUGACCAUGUGCAUGAAGUGCAAGGAGCCAUUUAAUGCCCUGACAAGGAGAAGGCACCACUGCCGAGCAUGUGGACAUGUGGUUUGCUGGAAAUGUUCUGAUUACAAGGCACAUCUUGAAUAUGAUGGCAAUAAAUUGAACAAAGUCUGUAAGGACUGUUAUCAUGUUAUAAUUGGUUGUACAGACAGUGAAGAAAAGAAGAAGAAAGGCAUCUUGGAGAUUGAAUCUGCAGAAGUCUCUGGAAACAGUGUCAUAUGUAGCUUUCUUCAGUACAUGGAAAAGUCGAAGCCCUGGCAGAAAGCUUGGUGUGUUAUACCUAAACAGGAAGCUCUUGUGCUCUACAUGUAUGGUGCUCCACAGGAUGUUAAAGCUCUGGCUACAAUUCCCCUUCUGGGCUAUACAGUGGAUGACACUCCAAGAAGUGCUGACCUCCCACACAGCUUCAAACUGACCCAGUCUAAAUCUGUGCACAGCUUUGCUGCUGACAAUGAGGAACUGAAACAGAAAUGGCUAAAAGUUAUCCAUUUAGCUGUCAAAGGUGAGACACCAGAAUGUCAAAAUGAACUGCAAGUGAAUUUAGAAGAGCAGCCUGAAUCUUCUAAAAGAUCUGAAUGCUGAAGCUUGAGAACACAUGACAUUUUUAAAAGAUUUCAGUUGAAAUUGUGGUUAACCUUUGUGUUAACCUUUAUUUGCUCAAUCAAGAAAAAAGCAAAAAAAAAAAAAAAGAAAAAGAAACUUCUUACUACCAUACACAUCUUGGCACUUUAUGUUUGGGAAAAAUUCUGGUCUUUUUAGGGAUCUUUUUCUUAUAUUUAUGUUCUGUCAAUAAAAGAGAUGUACAGGUUCAUUUAAGAGACUUUUUAAAAAAAUGUGAAUGCUAUUAAAAAUACUUACUAACUUUACUGUACUACUUGUUUGUCAUAAUGCAAUUUUUUUUUUUUGAGAAUCCAGUUGCUCUUCAGUUAACAUUUGCUACUUUCAUUAAGAAUGCAAAUAUUUUAAGCUUCCUACUUACAUGUUAGGACUUGCAACAGGAUAAAAGAUAUACCUCCACAUUGCCAAAAUAGAUCUGUACUUAAACAUGCAGGGACAGUUUGGUUUAAUGUACGUAGUUUAUAGAUUGAUUUCCACAGAUCUGUACAUAUGUUGUAUUCACUUGUCUCUUUUUACUUAAAAUAAUGCAAAUUUCUUUCACUGGUAUAUUGGCUUUUAAGGUUUCAGUUUCUCAAGGAAAAAAAAAAUCUAAUGAUUUUCAAUCUAGAAAUAAAUGCCUAAAAUAUGAGAAAACUAUAUAUAAUAUAUGUACAGUAUUAAAAAUGUACAAUACUUGAUUUGUGCUUUGAUUUCAUGAUUCUGGGUUCCUCUUAGUGAAUAAUUUAUUUUAAAAAAGCAUGUUUUCUAUUUGAAAUUAAACACAGUCCUAAAUUGAAAAA